CGCCUCUUCCAAACCCUUCUGUCCCCUUUUCGAUUCCUUCGAUUCCUCACCUUCCAGACCUGAAUCGUGGGGGUCUUCGAUCGAUCGAGGCGUCUGUAGUGGGAGAGGGGCAUCGCCGUCGACAUCGUCACUAGGAUGGGGCGCGAGGGCAGCGGCGGAGGCGGCGCCGGCGGCGCGGUGACGGAAGGAGUCUUGAGGAAGAUACUGCUCUCGUACGCCUACGUCGCCGUCUGGAUCUUCCUCAGCUUCACCGUGAUCGUCUACAACAAAUACAUCUUGGAUCCGAAGAUGUACGGCUGGCCCUUUCCCAUCUCCCUCACCAUGAUCCACAUGGCCUUCUGCUCCACCCUCGCCUUCCUCCUCGUCCGCGUGUUCCGCCUCGUGGAUCUGCCGUCGGCCCCUCCCAUGACCCGCGAGCUCUACCUCUCCUCCGUCGUCCCGAUUGGCGCCCUCUUUUCGGUCUCGCUGUGGUUCUCCAACUCCGCCUACAUCUACCUCUCCGUUUCCUUCAUCCAGAUGCUCAAGGCCCUCAUGCCGGUCGCUGUCUACUCCAUUGGAAUACUCUUCAAAAAAGAGAUUUUUAAGAGCUCCUCCAUGCUCAACAUGCUCUCCAUCUCCUUCGGCGUUGCGAUCGCCGCGUACGGCGAGGCACGCUUCGACGGCACCGGCGUUGCCCUCCAGCUCGGCGCCGUGGCGUUCGAGGCUACCCGCCUCGUCCUCAUCCAGAUCCUGCUCACCUCCAAGGGUAUCUCUCUCAACCCCAUUACCUCUCUCUACUAUGUCGCCCCUUGCUGCUUCGCUUUCCUCCUGGUCCCGUGGUCUGUCGUCGAGCUUCCUGUCCUCCGCGCCCGUUCCACCGCCUCUCUCCGUCCGGAUCUGCUCGUCUUCGGCACCAACUCCUUUUGCGCCUUCGCUCUAAACCUCGCCGUCUUCCUGCUCGUCGGCAAGACCUCCGCACUUACCAUGAACGUUGCCGGCGUAGUCAAGGACUGGCUCCUUAUCGCCUUCUCCUGGUCCGUGAUCCGGGACACUGUCACCCUAAUCAACCUCUUUGGGUACGUCAUUGCCUUCCUCGGGGUCGCCUACUACAACCACGUCAAGUUGCAGGCUCUCAAAGCCAAGGAGGCGCAGAAGAAGGCUGCACAAGCCGACGAGGAGGCCGGGAAGCUUCUUGAGCAAGUUGAUGGUCCCGGAGACAACCGGAAGGGUGAAACCCAGGAUUGAUCCAUGCUUCAACCUUACGCUCUGCCAGAAGUUUGAUCGGUUUGUCUUCAGUAUUUCAUAUGGAUCUCUUCAUUCAAUAGCGAAUUCAUCUCUAUUAAAACACUCUGCUACGCCCAUGGAGGAAGGUUAAGAUCAGAGAAAACAAGGAAAAAGAACAGUAAAAAUGCGACCUUUAUUGUCUUCUUACAUUGUUUAUCUCCUGUUUUUCUUGUUAUUACUCUUCGAAAAAUUGGUGGUUGAUCAUUUGGGGCAGUUCUUGAACUGAUUGUUAUAGAACACUCGUCUCAAUCUGGGGAAAACAAGUUAAAUGGCUAGGGAACGAUGGAUGUGUUAAACUCGAUUGGCUUGCAAGUUUCCAAGAUCUAUGUUUAUCUGAUUCUUGUUUUUGA
Zingiber officinale is the source of this 1613-nucleotide messenger RNA. RefSeq names its product probable sugar phosphate/phosphate translocator At5g25400. The record is from RefSeq and is a predicted model, not a curated record. Bases 136 to 1224 code for a protein of 362 amino acids. Gene Ontology annotation, molecular function: antiporter activity. The transcript has a single exon. NCBI's taxonomy places the organism in Eukaryota, Viridiplantae, Streptophyta, Magnoliopsida, Zingiberales, Zingiberaceae. Gene Ontology annotation, cellular component: Golgi apparatus; trans-Golgi network; endosome.